AUGGCGCAGGGUACCGAAGACGAAAAGCCCGUUUUCUUUUUCGACAUUGAUAAUUGUCUCUAUCCACGAAGCAAGAGGGUCCAUGAUAUGAUGAAAGAGCUAAUCAACAAAUACUUCCGCGAGCAGCUUGAUCUUGAUCGAGCAGACGCUACCCUUCUUCAUGAAUCAUACUACAAGAACUACGGACUAGCUCUCGAGGGCCUUGUGCGCCACCAUAAGAUCGACCCUCUUGAGUACAAUCGAGUAGUCGACGAUGCCUUACCGCUCGAAACCGUGCUACACCCCGAUACUGAAUUGCGAAAGUUAAUUCAAGACAUCGACAGGAGCAAGAUUAAGCUAUGGCUAUUCACCAAUGCAUAUAUUAAUCACGGAAAGAGGGUUGUUAGGUUGUUAGGAAUUGAUGAUUUGUUCGAUGGUAUCACGUACUGCAAUUACGGGCGCGAGACUUUAAUCUGCAAGCCUAAACUUGAAAUGUACGAACAAGCCAUGAAAGAUGCAGGCAUCACUGAUCGCUCUAAGUGCUAUUUCGUGGAUGAUGCUGCCAUAAAUUGUGAAGCUGCCAUCCGCUUUGGCUGGAAGAAAACAGUCCAGAAGUUGGAGCCCGGUGACCCAGAGCCUGAACGGCCUGUAGCAGCACACCAUAUUCGAAGUUUAGAGGAGUUAAGAGAUAUCUUCCCGGAGAUAUUUAAAAGGUAG
This is a messenger RNA of Morchella importuna, 696 nucleotides long. RefSeq lists its product as uncharacterized. Lineage: Eukaryota; Fungi; Ascomycota; Pezizomycetes; Pezizales; Morchellaceae. Gene Ontology annotation, biological process: pyrimidine nucleobase metabolic process; nucleotide catabolic process. Gene Ontology annotation, molecular function: nucleotidase activity. Bases 1 to 696 code for a protein of 231 amino acids. The transcript has 5 exons. The record is from RefSeq and is a predicted model, not a curated record.